Messenger RNA from Plasmodium gaboni, 822 nucleotides. The record is from the annotation of a RefSeq genome assembly. Lineage: Eukaryota; Apicomplexa; Aconoidasida; Haemosporida; Plasmodiidae.
AAAAUGUGAUGACUCCAAAAAAUGUGAUGACAACAAAAAAUGUGAUGACAACAAAAAAUGUGAUUACACCAAAAAAUAUGAUGACAAUAAAAACAUUUUGGACACCAAAAAAUGUGAUGAUAUUUAUAUAGACAUUUUAUUUUCUUACACAGGAUUUUGUGAUAUUAUUUUCUCAGUUACUUGUGGAGUGUAUAGAAAAAAAUAUGCAUGCUAUAAUAUUUCUACAGUUCCUUGGUUUGGCUAUAGAAAUUGGGGGUUCUUAAAGAACUGUAUGAAAAAUGACAUGGUGUCUAUAAGAAUAGAUAUUCAUAAUAUUAAAGAAAAGAAUGAAAUAAAAGAAAUAUAUUUAAAUAAUAUUAUAUCAGAGAUAAAGGAUAAAAAAGAUAAUAAGAAAAAUGUAAAUUUAUUAAACGAUCAUCAAAAUGAUAAUAAAGAUAAUAAUAAUGUUUUUAAUAAUCAGGAUAUAAAUUUAUAUCAACAUAAUAUUAUACAUAUAGAUGAUAAUAUAAAAAAAAAAAAAGAAUCUAAUAAUAAUAUAUAUAUUAAAAAAAAAAAUGUUUUUCAAAAAAAUGAUAAUAAUAAUAAUAAUAUAUAUGAUAUACAUAAAAAUAUUAUACGUCAAUAUAAUAAACUGGAUUCUAUAUCAGGAAGUAAUAAAAUAACUUACAUCAAUAAUAAUAAAAUAAAUUUUCAAGAAAUCAAUAAUGUCAAAAGUAAGGAAAAUAUAUUUACAUUAGAAUCUAAACUUAAUAAAAAUAUUAAUCAUAGAAAGGAACACACAACAAAAAAUGACAUCAACAAUAAUAAUAUAUGUAGUAAUAA